Molecule: messenger RNA, 3300 nt
Organism: Cajanus cajan (pigeon pea)
Lineage: Eukaryota; Viridiplantae; Streptophyta; Magnoliopsida; Fabales; Fabaceae
Product: helicase sen1
Molecular function (GO): helicase activity
Source: RefSeq, a predicted model, not a curated record
UGACCACAACUGUGACUGUGGUUUACCUUGCUAGAGAAGUUUUCUGCAAACUAUUUAUUUCCUUUAGGUGUAAGGGAUUCUUUAUAUCUCGUGUCGUUUGUUUUGCGUUGCAUAUGAUAUUAUAUGAUAUCAUUCUUCUAGAGAUUACCUUGUUGAGAAAGAAGUGGUUAGGAGAAAGAAAAUGGAGAGAAGUUAUAGCGCCAAAGAGGAAGGUCUUGAUUUGGUAGAGAGAGUAUUUUCUUGGACUAUCAAGGAUGUUCUCAACGACAACCUCUGCAAAGACAAGGUACAGAAGAUCCCAGAUACAUUCUUGUCAACAACAGAUUACUUGAACUGCUUCAUUCCUCCACUGAUUGAGGAGACUCACAGCGACCUUUCUUCAAGCUUGAAAGGCGUGUCACGGGCUCCCUUUUGUGAAAUCUCGAGCGUUGAACUUGAAAGGUCAAGAAGCUCCAUACCUACCAAGAACUUGUUCUACCAGAUUUCAGUGAAGAGAACCAACAAUGAUGCGAAUGGAAAAUAUGAGCCUGAGGUUGGAGAUCUCAUUGCCUUCACAGAUAUCAAACCGAAAACGGUAGAUGACUUGGACAGGCCCAAAAGAGAGUACCAUAUUGGUUAUGUUCAUGCAAUAAAAGAAAGUACUGACAAGAUCUCAAUACUUUCAUCCAAAAGCUUUAACAUGGACAUUCAGUUUGCCUUGAGGAGCAACAAUGCACCAAGCCUUUUUGCCUUGAGGAGAGACAAUGCACCAAAGCUUUAUGCCUUCUAUCUUUUGAACCUAACAACAAAUGUUCGAAUUUGGAAAGCCUUGAACUUUCAGCUGGAGGGUGCAAGCAUGACCAUGAUUAAGAAAGUGCAUCAAGCUGAUUCAAAUAGUGGAGAGAACUGCCAACUUUGCUUUUCUGGGGAAAACCAUAGUGUGGCUUGUUCUAGUGUACAAAACAUAAUCAUGUCUCAGAAUCUGAAUGAAUCUCAGAAAGAUGCAGUUUUAAGCUGUGUUACUUCAAGCGAAUGUCAUCAUAAUGACACUAUUAAACUUAUUUGGGGUCCACCAGGGACUGGCAAAACAAAGACAGUGGCUUCCUUGUUAUUUUCUCUGCUCAAGUUAAAAACCAGAACACUGGCAUGUGCUCCGACUAAUACUGCAGUGUUGGAAGUGGCUGCUCGCUUGCAGUAUUUAGUUAAGGAGUCACUUGGGCAUGAUACAUAUGGCUUUGGUGACAUAGUGGUAUUUGGCAAUAAAUCUCGAAUGAAAGUUGACGGUUAUCAGGGUCUCCAUGAUGUCUUUCUUGACUAUCGUGUAGAUAAUCUUUUUAAGUGUUCUGGAUGGAAACAAUCCUUGGAAUCAAUGAUCAAGUUGCUUGAGAACCCCAAAGAGCAAUAUGGCUUGUAUAAGCGUGAGGAAGAAAAUAGUAUUUGGUCAUUGGAAGAAUAUGCUAAGCAAAAGUACGGUCAUGAGGAGAAUGAUGAUCCUCUGACUCUGACAUUAGAGCAAUUUUUGAAGAAGAAAUACACUUCCAUUGAAGAGCAAUAUCUUUUGUACAAGGAUGAAAAAAAGAAAAGUAUCAAGACACUGGAUCAAUUUUUUAUGCAUAGAUUCUGUUCCAAUAGAGAGGAACUCGAGGUAUACAUGCGAACCUUGCAUAAAAACCUACCAACUUCUUUAAUUCCGUUUGAGGAGAUAAAGAAAAUGUAUGAAGCUCAAGAUUUGCUAAGAUCUCUUAAAGCAUCUUUGCUUAAAGCCAAGUUGAAGCAAACUUCUGAUGGCUGUGAGGAUGAAAAUAGCCUUCUUGACAGCUUUGGAAGUUUAAGCAUAGAGAAGAAGGAAGAGUGCCUCCUCAAACUACGAUCACUUUCUCAGACGAUUUCACUUCCGAACAUCACUGACAAAUAUGAAAUGGCAAAAUUUUGCUUGAAGAAUGCACGCCUGAUUUUCUGUACUGCAGCAACUUCUACUAAAUUGUUCGCAGAAGGAAUGACACCAAUAGAAUUUUUAGUUAUUGAUGAAGCAGCUCAGUUAAAGGAAUGUGAAUCAACCAUUCCAUUGCAGCUGCCAGGCCUCCACCAUGUAAUUCUCAUUGGUGAUGAGAAACAACUUCCUGCGGUAGUCAAAAGCCAGGUUUCUGAAGAGGCUGGAUAUGGAAGAAGUUUGUUUGAGAGGCUGGUAUCGUUGGGAUACAAAAGGCAUCUGCUUAAUGUUCAGUAUAGAAUGCACCCAUCCAUCAGCUUAUUCCCAAAUAAGGAGUUCUACGAGGAGAAACUUUCUGAUGCCCCUUUUGUCAGAGAAGUGAGCUAUAAUAGGCGUUUCCUUGAAGGAAAAAUGUAUGCUUCAUAUUCAUUUAUAAACAUAGCUAAGGGUAAAGAACAGAAACCUGAUCGUGGAUACGGUUGGAAGAACAUGGCUGAGGCUGCUGCUGUUUCCAAGAUUAUUGAAAGCCUUGAAAAUGAAUUUCUGGGUACAGGUAAGAAAGUUAGCAUAGGAAUCAUAUCUCCAUAUAAUGCUCAGGUGUAUGAAAUCCAGGAAAGAAUUAAGCAGCAAAAUUUGGUUUCUGAUCCAAACUUCUCUGUUAGUGUUCGUUCUGUUGAUGGCUUUCAAGGUAGUGAAGAAGAUAUAAUAAUAAUCUCCACUGUGAGAUCUAAUGGGAAUGCAAACAUAAGUUUUAUUUUCAAUCGCCAAAGAGCAAAUGUGGCACUGACUCGGGCUAGACAUUGCUUAUGGAUAUUAGGGAAUGAAAAUGCUUUAAGCAGUGGUGACUCUAUAUGGAGAAAUCUAGUCCUUAACGCAAAGGAAAGAGACUGCUUCCAUAGUGCCGAUGAUGACAAGAAACUGUCAAAGGCCAUUGAGGAAGCCUUGCUUAUUGAACUACUUGACGAAUCCCCGUUUAAGAAACUCAGUCUAGGGAGCACGUCACGAACAACUGGAACCACCUUCAGAGGUUCUUUCAGGGGCAGGGCAAGGUCGCCAAGGUGGUAAGGGUUGAGAUUAUAUAUAGAUUGCAUCGGGAACUGUACGAGUUGUAAUAGUUUGCCUGAAGAUGGUGUCAGAUGUGUCAUUUUAGAUUACGAAGAUCUUAGGGGUAAAUCCAGGGCUUUGUAACAGUUUGCUGCCGUAACAUAAAAUCUCGAGUAUCUGCAGAUUGCACUGUUGAAAAGUGUAGAGUGAAGAAGGUCAUGGUGUGCCAAUUCUUAGACUUUAAAUCGACGAGGGAGUUAAUAUAUUGUAAGUUUGUGUAUAAGGAUCAAAAUAAAGCACAAAUAACUUUAGUAAAAUAAUGUUAUAAUAAAUACGAAUUACGUUUU